AAUUAGGAGAAUUUUAGGGCACUCUUAUCAGGCUCCUAAAGGGGUUUCCCUAGGGGAAAGGCCCUGAGAGCCAGCCGGGGGUCACUCCUCCCAGCCCCUCCCUUCUCCAUCCCUGGGGAGGGGCACCACCUUGGCCACGCCCCACCCCCCACCCCCCAGGGGCUGGGCAGGAGCUUUGCUGGGGACCUUGCCCUGGCUUAGGUGGCGGCUGUGGGCGGGCCCCUGGCCUUUCCAGCUCAGGCCUCCCCCAGCAUUCUAGAGCCUGAAGCCACCGCCUUUGCUGCUGCCACUGCAGGGCUGUCACCUCUCCUUCUCAGCCUCUGACCACUUGCUGCACCCCACCCCCAACCCAGCUGCUCCUGUCACCUGGCCAUGACCUCGGCCCCCCCAGGGACCCUGGCCCAGCCCUGAGCCCUGGAACCCCUAUCCCCUCCCCUGGGCCAUGGCCAACUCAGGUCUUCAGCUCCUGGGCUACUUCCUGGCCCUGGGUGGCUGGGUGGGCAUCAUUGCCAGCACAGCGCUCCCGCAGUGGAAGCAGUCCUCCUACGCAGGCGAUGCCAUCAUCACCGCCGUGGGCCUCUACGAAGGACUCUGGAUGUCCUGCGCCUCCCAGAGCACCGGUCAGGUGCAGUGCAAGCUCUAUGACUCGCUGCUUGCCCUGGAAGGUCACAUCCAGUCAGCGCGAGCCCUGAUGGUGGUGGCCGUGCUCCUGGGCUUCGUGGCCAUGGUCCUCAGUGUCAUCGGUAUGAAGUGCACCCGGGUCGGAGACAGCAACCCCACCGCCAAGGGCCGAGUGGCCAUCGCUGGGGGUGCCCUAUUCCUCCUGGCAGGCCUCUGCACUUUGACGGCCGUCUCGUGGUAUGCCACACUGGUGACCCAGGAGUUCUUCAACCCCAGCACACCCGUCAACGCCAGGUACGAGUUUGGUCCAGCCCUGUUUCUGGGCUGGGCCGCCGCCGGCCUGGCCAUGCUGGGCGGCUCCUUCCUCUGCUGCACGUGCCAGGAGCCCGAGAGAUCCAACAGCAGCCCGCAGCCCUACCGGCCCGGCCCCACGGCGGCUGCCCGAGAGUAUGUCUGAGCCCCGCGCAGCAUCCGCCGGCCCCUGCCAGCACCCCGGGCGGGGCCAGGAGGGCGCAGGGUGUCCCCCCAGCUCGGUUAGGUUCUGAGCAACUUGUCCCCAACCCAGGCACCCACCCUGCGCUCUGAGACUCAGACCCAGACACUCAGAGAGAGGUGGGAGGCAGGCCCCAGCCCUCAGGCGCACACGCACGGCCGGCACAGGUGCAAGCACGGCACGGACCUGUCCACACCCCGGCCAGCUGCAGUCCCUUUCACGACCACUUAUUUACUCACUGACAGGCUGUGUGAGUGUCUUCUCUGUGCUGGGCCUCGAGGACACAGCAGUAAAGACAAGCUGGGUGCCCAGUGCCCUGGGGUGACCAGAGCCCAUCGCCUCCCCCGGCCCAUGGACUCCUCACAGCAACCCCACGGAGGCAGUGCCGGGGGACCAAUGUCCCCCACUUACACACGAGGAAACAGGUUCAGAGAGACCAGAAGGCCUGGCCCUGCUGCCUCUGAAUUCAGGUUUUGCAGUAUGUCUAGUACUGCAUGGACAUCCACACAGAUGGCUAAGCCAGGCCAUGUCACCCCUGCCCCAGAAAUGGGCCCCGGCAGGGCUGCUGUGAGCCGCAUUGGCCAGUCCCUGGGUCCGUGCCUGAACCCCAUAGCCCCUGCCACCCCCCACUGCCUGCUGCUCCCCCCGCUAACCAGCUCUCCUCUCUUUUGACUUUCAGACCAGUUGUUAAAUUGUCUGCCUCCACCAAGGGCCCCCUGGGUGUGUAAUGUCCAGGUUCCCCAGCCUGGCUCUGUCCCACUGCCACACCUAGACCGGGUGCUUGGUAUCUUUUGGAAAGAAAAGUGAACAUCCA
This is a messenger RNA of Orcinus orca (killer whale), 1928 nucleotides long. RefSeq names its product claudin 19 (gene CLDN19). NCBI's taxonomy places the organism in Eukaryota, Metazoa, Chordata, Mammalia, Artiodactyla, Delphinidae. Gene Ontology annotation, molecular function: structural molecule activity. The transcript is spliced from 4 exons. The record is from RefSeq and is a predicted model, not a curated record. Bases 443 to 1078 code for a protein of 211 amino acids. Gene Ontology annotation, cellular component: plasma membrane; bicellular tight junction. Gene Ontology annotation, biological process: bicellular tight junction assembly; cell adhesion.